Molecule: messenger RNA, 210 nt
Organism: Bathycoccus prasinos
Lineage: Eukaryota; Viridiplantae; Chlorophyta; Mamiellophyceae; Mamiellales; Bathycoccaceae
Exons: 1
Coding region: 1-210 (69 amino acids)
Biological process (GO): regulation of transcription by RNA polymerase II
Cellular component (GO): CCAAT-binding factor complex
Molecular function (GO): protein heterodimerization activity; RNA polymerase II cis-regulatory region sequence-specific DNA binding; DNA-binding transcription activator activity, RNA polymerase II-specific
Source: RefSeq, a predicted model, not a curated record
AUGCCUGCAUACAAUGAAGGCGAGGUCGAAAUUGAUGAGGACGAUUUUAAGUGCGCCGCAGUACGGGAGCAAGAUCGGUUCUUACCAAUUGCAAAUAUCAGCAGAAUUAUGAAAAAGGCACUGCCAGCAAAUGCGAAGAUAGCAAAAGAUGCUAAAGAGACCGUUCAAGAAUGUGUGUCGGAAUUCAUUAGUUUCAUCACCAGCGAGUAA